CUUCCACUGACGUGUUCUGAUGCCCCAGCACCACCAGCACCCAGUCGACCGUGUUUUUGACGUUUUUGAGGACUGCCAAGGUCUGAUGAUGAUUUCUCAUGCAACAGCAUUUUGACCAUACAUUGUGUGUAUCCGAAACAGGCGACGAUGAUCAGAGAACUGACGAGGGAGGCGACGGUGUGUGGGAUGGGGAGUCCAAUUAUACGGAUGAUGAUAUCUGUGUUGAUCUCAUCAAUGAGUACGAUCCAGAGGAGAGCCAAGAUGGCCAGCAGAAUAAACCAGAAGGGAACCUUACACAACAUUUGAAGACUGCUCAAGAGCCUGACUCAGCAGCAGAAUCUUCCUCAUCUUCACUCGGAAAACGACGCCAUACUUCCGUUGAGGAUACUCCACGAAAGCUACAGCGGCGGUUCCCGUAUGAGGAUCCCAAUAACCCGUUUAUUGAUAAGGCUGUAAAUCCAGAUGAGCCGAUCAUAAUCGCUCACAAUUCUCGGUAUCACAUCUGCUUUCAAGCCCGUAAUCUUCGAUAUGGUAUACAGUAUGAGAUAGCACGUCUCGUUUCCACGGAUGUGAUCGAAUACUCUGAUAUCUUAAUCGAUGUCCUUGAUCAACUCAAAGGGAAGUCGAACCACGACGGUGUUCCUCUCGUCACUCAGGCCCUUACGCAAGUCAUUAACACGUCUUUUGGUGACUCUGCAUUCAGCAGAGAAAAAGAGGCCAAGAAUCCAUGGAAGGAAUUGGAUUUAGAGGAGGAGGCCUUGAAGAAAAACCCCAAUGGCUGUCUUGGUUUCAACGAAGUCAACAAUGAUUGGUAUGGUGGGAAGGUAAACUUCAGAGGAAAGCUGAAGAAAACAUCGGAAAAGGGAUCCUCCCCUUCCUUCAAAAUUGUCUUAGAAAAAGCCGAGCUGGGUCCUUCCAACCGUUUCGCUCGAAAAUUUGGUUCAAAAUCUUUUCUUCGCAUCAAAGUUACCAAAGAAUGUCUUUCUUACGAGAAGGAGCUAGUCUCAUUCUUCAAGCACCCCUUCAUCUUGAAUGGUUCUGUGUUUCGAGCGUUCUACGAAAAGGACAAGAAUGUAUUUUUAUUCAUGACCGAUGAGGUCGUUGAGGGUUCUGAAAUCUCCAGAAUUUCCCCUCAGAGAUUUCGACCUGAUAGGAUUUCUCUGAUUGGUUUUCUGGAUUGGCAUAAUCCUAUCAUGAAUAAUAUUACUCAAACAAUGGCCAAGUGGUCGGCACGAUUCGCAUUGGGCUUGUCUAAUUCAGCCCCAGGGAUAUUGUUGAAGACUGAACAAAUCAAGGAGAUAAAAAAUGUCGUAUCAUCCCAGGGGUCGGAUAUGACUGACGGGGCAGGCCUUGUAAACAAGGCUGCAUUGUUGAAGCUGAAGAAGAAAUUUGACUGGGAUGAUUGGCCCACGGCCAUCCAGUGCCGAAUAAAUGGGAAUAAGGGCCUGCUGUAUCAUUACCCGAGCGACGAACAUGACGAACCUCGCGUCUGGGUUCGACCGUCUCAGACGAAGAUACGUUACCCGGACUUGGCAGAUCCAGCUUUAAGGAUCAUCGAUGUCCUACGAUCGUCGCACGCCCGUAUCUCCUGCCAGCUUUCAGCAGAGGUCAUUAUUAAUCUAUGGCACAAUGGCGUACCAGCUUCGGCAUUUGAAACACUGCUCCAGAAGGGACUCGAAGAGAAUAUUAUCACUCCAUUAAUGACAUGGGAUGGGCAGAAUGCUAUGUUUGAUCUAUGGUAUGCUUUGUGUAAGUGGGGCGGGGUCAUGAUGGCUCGCACUGCACGGCGGGAGACAAGUAUGGCACGGGUCAGGGGAUAUGGUGAUCGCCAAACAGAAGAAUUUGACAUUGACGAUGAAGAUGGAAUUCAGCAACUUGGUAGGGAGCGGUCCACCGCCUGGUGGAGUGAUGAAGUUUCAGGGUGUCCUUCUGCCCUCGAGGAGACAGUCAUGUAUCUUCUCGACUCGGGCUUUACGCCAAAGAAUUGUUCAGUUCUGAAGGAUAAACUUCACCAGGUCAUUAAGUCGGCUGUCAAUAACUACGUGAGAUCAUAUCGUAUCGACGUUCCGAUGUCUGUCACAGCAUUUAUCGUCCCAGAUGAGGACAGUGAGCUGGAGGAAGGCGAAGUGUUCUUCAAAAGCUCAAAACGUAACCUGAUAGGCCCUGAUGGGCUAGAGACUGACAUGAUACUUGGAGAUGUUUUACUUACACGCUAUCCAUGCAAGCUUCCGACUGAUGUGGUUAAGUGGAGAUGUGUGGAUAAACCUCACUUGCGAAACAGGACAGAUGUAAUUAUUCUCUCAGUCAAAGGUACACACCGUGCGGCCGAAAUUCUUGCAGGAGGUGAUUAUGAUGGUGACAAGGGUGUCCUUAUCUUCGAACCGGAGCUCGUGACACACUUUGUGAAUCCGCCUUUUGCUCUAUCACUGCCACCCUAUGACUUGAAAGAGAAGUGUUUUGGGAGGACGACCAAUGAGAGAGUUGCGGAUUUUCUCGUUCGGGUCCCCCGUAAAACCGUCAGCACGAUAACAUAUAUUCAUGAAGUGCAGGAAUUUCUCCUUCGAGGUCUCACCGAUAUCUCGGUCGUUGGAGCAUACUCUAACAUGCAUGAUGUUUUGGCUUAUACGAAGGGGUAUGACCAUCCUGAAACUCUACGUUUGGCACACAUGUUCUGUUAUGUCCUUGAUGGAGCGAAGACUGGUUUGAAGGUCUUGCCACAUGUCCUUUCCAGUGAUCGCAGGGAAUACGCGCAAAAAAUUCUUGAAUGGAAGGAGUUUUCGAAGGAUCCCAAGGAAACGUCUACCGAUGAAACCAACGCUGCUAGAGCCAGGCCACUCGCUGGCAAAAAAUUUAUCAUGGACAUCAUCCAAGGCUAUGCGAAAAAACAAGGGGAAAUUCAGCUGGGCAUGGUGGAGCAAAAAAUGAACUCCUGCUCUCCCUCGGCUGUGGACGAAGAGCUCACAGCACCAUGGAAGGAAGCUUGUGUACUUGCAAAAAAAUCAAAGAGUAGACAAGAAGACCUGGACGCUAUCAAGGUACACGUGCAAAGCGUAUACCAGAAACACCGCAGCCAGGUCAACAACAUUCACGGCAGGAAAAAUGUACACGCAUCGCCGAAGAAGGGUGCUGCGUUUACUGAUUUGCCAAUUGAGGCUAGGCAAGAUGAAUUGCGAGCACUGUCCAAGGAAUUUGCUGCGAAGCCUUUACCGAGGGAUCUGGUGGCUACAACGGGGACGGAGGCUGCCAUUCUUAAGGCAUCGUAUGCGUAUCUUUACGACUUGGAGCAGCGUGCUGGCGCUGUGACGAAAUGGACAAGGUUUCCUUGGGAUGUGGCCAUGCGGGAACUGUGUGGGGUUAAGGCUCGAGCUGCGGGGCGUUGGAAGGCACUGAACGGUGAUUUUUAUGAGAGAAUGAUGAUCAAGGCUCGACGAUAAUUUCUGGGUCCUUUAGAUCUUUAUCUUUGUUGAGAUUUGGACUGUAUCCAGAGUACAUGCUUGUAAGACCUUUAGUAUUUGGAUUACAAACUCCUGAGGAGUUUCCCAUUGACUUCUCAUAUUUAUACUAGACUACUCCUUUUCUAGUAGUUGCUACCUAAUUCCUUCAAUUUCCCUCGGAUUCUUUCCUUACUCAGC
Messenger RNA from Guyanagaster necrorhizus, 3632 nucleotides. RefSeq lists its product as uncharacterized. Gene Ontology annotation, cellular component: nuclear RNA-directed RNA polymerase complex. The record is from RefSeq and is a predicted model, not a curated record. Bases 99 to 3434 code for a protein of 1111 amino acids. Lineage: Eukaryota; Fungi; Basidiomycota; Agaricomycetes; Agaricales; Physalacriaceae. Gene Ontology annotation, biological process: siRNA processing. The transcript is spliced from 12 exons. Gene Ontology annotation, molecular function: RNA-directed RNA polymerase activity.